Molecule: messenger RNA, 1472 nt
Organism: Pyricularia grisea
Lineage: Eukaryota; Fungi; Ascomycota; Sordariomycetes; Magnaporthales; Pyriculariaceae
Exons: 3
Coding region: 304-1329 (341 amino acids)
Cellular component (GO): nucleus
Molecular function (GO): protein binding; zinc ion binding; histone methyltransferase activity
Source: RefSeq, a predicted model, not a curated record
UAAAUUCUCCCAAAAUGCCUGGAGAAAGUGAUGGGUGAUGGGUGGGUAUGAGCACUGAGAUUCCACGAGAUUUUGAGUGUGGUAAAGACAAAUGACUUACCCUCACUGGCCAAUGGGGAUGCUGAACGUGGAUCGAUGCCCCGCAUUUCGAUUCUGUCGGUUGCGGUAUUUGCCUGCUAUCAAACAAUGAAUUUCACGCGACGCUGCUGCUUUGUUUAGAGAGAGCUCUAUGGCGUAGAGCAGAGAGAAGUUUUAUUCCAGACAGAGAAUUUUCUUCUCACCUAAGUAUCGCCACUUUCGACCAUGGAAAUAGCAACGAGGCGGCAUUUCUUCAAACAUGGAGGGCAGGAUCCUUCGAUAGGCUUGGAUUCUGCGGAAAUCCAAAACUGCCACUGGUGCCAGUUGCGGUCCUUUGCCAAUCAUGAAAAAUACCCCAUUUCCAUUAUCAACGACACCGACGAUGGAGCCUCGCUACCUGCCGAUUUCCGUUUCAUUUCGGAAAGAAUUCUCGGAAAGGGCGUGUCGCGUGCCGAGGCUAGUUUCCUCAGCGGUUGCGAAUGUACCUCAAAUGAGCAUUGCAUGUACGGUGGUUGCGAGUGCCUUUCGGAUCUUCCUGAUUCUGGACUCGAAAGCGACGAAGAUGCAGAUUUUCGCAGGAGAAGCAAUAACCACAACGGCAUUAAGAAAUUCGCAUAUUAUUCGAGUGGCGAAAAGGCCGGCUUGUUAAGGAAAAGCUACCUCAAUACGCGAACAGCUAUCUACGAAUGCCAUGAACAGUGCAACUGUGGACCAGACUGCCCGAACCGCGUGGUCGAAAGGGGCCGCACCUUGCCUCUUCAGAUUUUUCGCACCAAUGACGGAAGGGGAUGGGGUGUCAAAGCCACAGUCGAUAUUAAAUGCGGUCAGUUCGUGGAUACCUAUAUUGGCGAAGUGAUCACCGACAGCGAGGCUGUGGAGCGACGUAAAGCCAGUCGUAAAAAGGCCACCCGCAAAAAGGACUUGUAUCUCUUCGACCUGGACAAAUUCUGGGAAGUAAUACAGGACGACAAAAACAGGCUGGUCAUUGACGGAGAGUACCGAAGCGGCCCUUCCCGCUUUUUCAACCAUAGCUGCGACCCAAACAUGCGUAUCUUUGCGCGUGUUGGCGCUCAUGCCGAACUCAACCUGCACGACCUUGCAUUUUUCGCUAUCCGAGAUAUAGCAAACGGCGACGAACUUACAUUUGAUUAUGUCGAUGGUCAGGUCUUGCAAGAUGGUGAACCCAGGGACGGUGAUUAUACCAAAUGCUUGUGUAAAAGCACUAACUGCAGAGGCUUUCUCUGGAGCUAAUGGGGGAAUUGCUCACACAGACUUCUUUUCUUUCCCGACCCGGGCAUGUGCGAAGGCUGCAUAUGUUGAUUUCAAUGUAAUAAUAUAGCCUAAUUAAUGCCCGUUCAAGUUAACCUGCAAACUUUAGUCUUGGACUUUUAAAG